AUGGGGAUCAUCCUUCACGUCCUCUGGCGAGCGCUGCUCUGCGGGCUGACGGUCCAGCCGAGCGAAGCGGUGGAGGUGCUUUGUGCUGGGACGGCUUGCUACACGCUCGACUUUGGGAGGCACACUUGGUCGGAGGCGCAGCAGAAGUGCCAAGACAAUGGAGGGAACCUGGUGACGCUGAAGAGCCAGGAUGAGGCUCUGCUUGUCCGGCAACUGCUAGCCAAGAUGCCCGCCGGGGAAACUGGCCCAGAUGCGGAGGUAAGGUUGUGGAUCGGGCUCCAUCGAGAGAAGGGCAAGUGCUACCAGCAACACCGGCCUCUGAGGGGCUUCAGCUGGGUGACAGGAGGCGAGGAGGGCCACUAUGCGGACUGGCGGCAGGAGCCACGGGAAACGUGCACUGCAGACAGGUGCGUGGCCCUGCAGGGGGUGCCCUCCGCACCUCAGCAGCUGGCCUGGGCAGAUGGCCACUGCGGCCGUUCGGCGGCCGGGAAGCCGGGCUACUUGUGCAAGUUCAGCUUCCAGGGCACGUGCCGUCCACUCGUUCUGGCAGGGCCGGGCACCGUCCGGUACACCACCCCUUUCGGGGUCACGACCGCCUCCCUCGCGGCCGUGCCCUUCGGCUCCUCGGCGGAAGUGCUGUGCGGAGAGGAGGCGCUGAGCACCUUCCUCGUGUGCAAGCCGCAGACCCACGGCAACAGCUCUCGCUGGAGCAGCCCGGGGCCCUUCUGCGCCUCACGCACGCACGGCUGCGGCUACAGCAACGGGGGCUGCGAGCACACGUGCCUGGACGGGCCGGGGGGCUCCUUCCGGUGCGCCUGCCAGGCGGGGUACCGGCUCGGAGGGGACCGGCUUUCCUGCGUCCUGGUGGACUACUGCAGCUCCAACCCGUGCCAGGGGCAGUGCGUGGCCCAGCCCGGGGGCUUCCAGUGCCUCUGUGCCCCGGGCUACCGCGUGGCCGAGGACGGGCUAAGCUGCGUGGAUGUGGACGAGUGCACCGCCGCCCAGCCGCCCUGCGAGCAAACCUGCAUCAACACCCCGGGCAGCUUCACCUGCCAGUGCGGCCUGGGCUUCACACCUGCUGGGCCCGACGGCCAGGCGUGCCAGGACGUGGACGAGUGUGCCGAGCACGCACCGUGCGAGCAGCUUUGCACCAACACGGAGGGCUCCUUCCACUGCUAUUGCCGGCCCGGCUACCAGCUGGAAGGGGUCAGCGGCUCCGCUUGUCUGGACAUGAACGAAUGCCAGGAGGAGUACUGUGAGCACAUGUGCAGCAACCAGCUGGGCAGCUAUGAGUGCUCCUGCAGGCCAGGCUGGGUCCUGGCUCCCGACGGUUUCUCGUGCCUCCUGAGUGCCAUGCACAGCACCUCCGCCCCACCCGGCCAGCAGGGGGAGCCAUGGAGCCUGGCCAACACCAGUCCUACAGCAAUGGUGCAAGAUCUGGUGUCCAAAUCGUCUGUUCAAGCCCAAGAAGACAGAAGCUCUGUGUCCCUGGGCUCCACUUCUCCGCCGCCCGUGUUCAACCAUCCACAGGAUGCGGAAAACCACGUCAUCAGCGAUGGUGUCGAGAAGGACAGUGGAGCCUCCAAGUACCUCCCGUAUUACAUCCUGGGUGGACUGGCUCUUUUCCUGCUGGUGGCGGCUGCUCUGAGCUGGGUCUUCUACAGGAGGAUGAAGGACAAGAAAGACAAGGAGAAAACCAAGAGUGCCACCGACAAAUACUGUUGGGAGCCGGAUCAGGGGGAGGCCCGGGCAGGGAAGAACGAAUACAUCUAG
Messenger RNA from Varanus komodoensis (Komodo dragon), 1773 nucleotides. Its product is annotated as complement component C1q receptor-like. The transcript has a single exon. Lineage: Eukaryota; Metazoa; Chordata; Lepidosauria; Squamata; Varanidae. The record is from RefSeq and is a predicted model, not a curated record. Gene Ontology annotation, molecular function: extracellular matrix binding; calcium ion binding; extracellular matrix protein binding. Gene Ontology annotation, cellular component: extracellular matrix; external side of plasma membrane. Gene Ontology annotation, biological process: cell migration. The coding region runs from base 1 to 1773 and encodes 590 amino acids.